Cynara cardunculus var. scolymus (artichoke) is the source of this 1575-nucleotide messenger RNA. RefSeq lists its product as uncharacterized. Lineage: Eukaryota; Viridiplantae; Streptophyta; Magnoliopsida; Asterales; Asteraceae. The record is from RefSeq and is a predicted model, not a curated record. The coding region runs from base 39 to 1184 and encodes 381 amino acids. The transcript has 8 exons.
GGGUACCAUUGGAAGCAAUGUAGCCUCCGCGAUUAACAAUGCUCUCCGCGGCGCUGCGGUCAGCUUCUGUCUCAUCUCUCCCGAUUCUUUCCUUCAAACUCAAACCCCCUUCAUCUUCCAGUUUCUCUUCUCUCCCAUUUCUUCAACAACACCAUCACCCACUAUGGUCAGGUCUUCAGAGCUGGAGAGACAGCUCUCUCAACCACAACCGCUUCUGGGGAUCUUCUGGUCCCGAACCCGAACCCCCAGUGUUGAACCCAGUUGGCCCAGAUGAGGAAACCCUACAGCUCGCUUCGCUUACUUCUCUAGCUGAAAUGGGUGCCAUGGUUUUAUCCACCGCUGACCCUUUAAAGAAAUCGAUGAUUUCUCAUCUUGCUUACUCUAGGUGGCGCAGAGAAAACCUCCCUAUUGGGGUUUCUAAACCACCUGAUAGGCCUGCUCGUCCUCCAAAACCCCAAUUGGUGUCUCCAAAGGAAAUCCCGGCUCCAAAGAACUCUGGCUUGCCUCUUAAUGCCUAUAUGCUACACAAUCUUUCUCACGUGGAGCUAAACGCAAUCGAUUUGGCAUGGGACACUAUUGUUCGGUUUUCACCAUAUAACGAGCUUCUUGGAGACAUGUUUUUUGCUGAUUUUGCUCGUGUUGCUGAUGAUGAGAGUCGGCAUUUUGCUUGGUGUUCUCAGAGACUGGCUGAGCUUGGAUUCAGUUAUGGAGACAUGCCAGCCCAUAAUCUACUAUGGCGUGAGUGCGAGAAAUCUUCAGAUGAUGUUGUAGCACGCUUGGCUGUGAUCCCACUAGUUCAGGAGGCCAGAGGACUUGAUGCCGGGCCUCGACUUGUGCAAAAGCUAAUCGGCUUUGGAGAUUGUAAAACAUCAAAUCUUGUUGCUAAGAUUGCCGAAGAAGAGGUUGCACAUGUAGCCGUUGGUGUGUACUGGUUCGUUGCAGUCUGCCAGCAAAUGGGUCGCUCCCCUUGUCCUACAUUUAGAGACUUGCUGAAAGAGUACAAUGUGGAGGUGAAAGGGCCCUUCAAUUACUCUGCUCGGGAAGAAGCUGGACUUCCACAGGACUGGUACGAUCCGUUACAAGGGAGCACAUCGAAUAAGGAGCAACUCACUAAGGUUCAUGAUAGACUCGCUCAUAUCAUAUCCAUGGAGAAAGAGAACUCGAAUUUGAACAAAGAAGAGUGAUCGGCCAACUUUACAUCUAAAACCGAGAUCAACUUGCAACAUCGAUGGUUUACAAGCCAAGGAGUUCACGAAGACAUAUGUUGCCGAGGAACGGGUUUCCAUAUGCGAAAACUGUGACAGGAAUCGUUUUUUUGGGUCGAGAUUUGGUCUCGUUGUAGCCGUUGAUUGCUAUGUCGCCGCCACUUAGUGUCGCUAGCGCCCCACCUAGACUGUGGCCGACUACUGUUAUGCUCGUUUCUUCGUCCUUGUAUUUUUCGACUAGCUGUCGGACCAUCGACAAAACCUGAAAGUUUUCAUGGGUUCGUUAUGGAAAUGAUUUGACUUAAACCAUUUACUUGGUUUUUCAUUGUAAAGAGAUCAUCGUUCUCAAUAGUAACUAAGACAAACUUCG